Molecule: messenger RNA, 336 nt
Organism: Talaromyces marneffei
Lineage: Eukaryota; Fungi; Ascomycota; Eurotiomycetes; Eurotiales; Trichocomaceae
Exons: 2
Coding region: 1-336 (111 amino acids)
Source: RefSeq, a predicted model, not a curated record
AUGAACCAUUCGAAGAAGCAUGACACCCCGACUGAAUGUCAUACAUGGGGCCAGCCCGGAGCGGAUUACCCUAACGAGGGACUUCAAACUUCCCCUUCCGAUCGGCAACACAUAGGAGGUUGGACUGGCCAUGACCAACGGAGUACCGACAUCACUUCGGGGUGCCCUGAGACCCAUCACAUCGUUCAGAGCCGUCCCCCUCAGCCUCACGAGUCUCAAACAUCGCCACCAAGCCAAUAUAAAACUGAGGAUUAUGUCCCAUUGGACCAUUACCUCAAGCAAAGCGUUCGGGAUGAGCCAUGGAACUCGGUGCAUGUCCAGCACAAGCAGUCUUGA